AUGUCACAAUCCGACCUGUGGGUAUUAACCUGAUCGCAGCUGCUCACAGACCAGACAGCAAGGUCAAGAGGACCAGCACAGGAGGAUGUGGAAGAGGAUCGACCAUCAGCCCAAGAUCAAAGCAGGGGAUGGACCCCAGGCGUGCCAGUUCAAGGCUCUGGGUUCUGCUCGGGAGCCUGCCAUGCCCCUUCCUCUGGAGCUGUCAGGAUUCCCGAGCUUCCCAGUGUUCGAGGACAUCAGCCAUCACAUCAAAGAGGUGGGAGCCCAACUGGUGAAGAAGGUCAAUGCCAUCUUUCAGCUGGACAUCACCAAGGAUGGGAAGACCAUUCAGCAGUGGACCAUCGACCUGAAGACUGGUUCUGGGGACAUGUAUCUGGGCCCUGCCAGGCUCCCGGCAGACACUGUCUUCACCAUCCCAGAGCCUGUCUUUAUGGAGUUGGUUUUGGGCAAGAUGAACCCACAGAAGGCUUUCCUUGCCGGGAAGUUCAAAGUGAGUGGCAAGGUUCUGCUUGGCCAGAAGCUGGAAAAGGUUUUCAAAGAUUGGGCCAAAUUUUAAGCAUGCAUAAAUACCAAGGAAGAACUUCUCUCUGAUUAUGUCGAGUGGAAAUCAUGCUUAAUCUGAAGAUUAAAGUACAAAAUAUUCAAUAUUUUUACUCAAA
This is a messenger RNA of Microcebus murinus (gray mouse lemur), 659 nucleotides long. RefSeq names its product SCP2 sterol binding domain containing 1 (gene SCP2D1). Lineage: Eukaryota; Metazoa; Chordata; Mammalia; Primates; Cheirogaleidae. Gene Ontology annotation, cellular component: cytosol. The record is from RefSeq and is a predicted model, not a curated record.